Molecule: messenger RNA, 5710 nt
Organism: Rhipicephalus microplus (southern cattle tick)
Lineage: Eukaryota; Metazoa; Arthropoda; Arachnida; Ixodida; Ixodidae
Gene: rdgA
Product: retinal degeneration A
Biological process (GO): phospholipase C-activating G protein-coupled receptor signaling pathway
Cellular component (GO): plasma membrane
Molecular function (GO): ATP-dependent diacylglycerol kinase activity; protein binding
Source: RefSeq, a predicted model, not a curated record
CGAAGCCGCUCGUGCUUGUAUCCUGCGUCAGAAAGCAAAAACAGAAAGAAAAGUGGUCGUUCGAGGUGCUUGCUUAUGUGUGUGCUUGCGGCGCGCGUGUGUAUGACAGCCCGGAAUGGAACAGCAAGCGGAUAUCGCCUUGCGAAACGAUAGCGGUGACGCGGCCCCAUGUAGUGCGCAAAAACUGCCGACGCCUACAAUUUGAGGCUAUCAUGUAGCGUCGCUUUUAGAAGUGUGCGGCGAAGCCCUUGAGUGUGUAUGUGUGUGUGCGUGCGUUAUACUUCAUUUUUGUUCCGUGGCCCUAUACCCCUUCGUGUGAUAUGCUAUCAUUUCAAUCGUAUGUGGGAGCAAGUUCAUCGUUUGGGAGUAGCUUCGGCCACUCCUGUGUCAGCGCUCAAGAGCAAGUGCCUCUUGAAAACGGGAAAAAUAAAAGCAAUCCAGGGAGAAGUCAAACUCCCCGCCGAGAAUGGAGAUACGAGGCAGUACCGUGCCACACCUGACUGGGGGGAAAGUGCUAUCAAUGGGGACCACUUAUGGACAGCCACUAGUGCCUCUGGGGAUCUCUGUUAUGUGGGAGAGAGUGAAUGCUCAAAACACGGACCCCGGAUGAAAUGCCCAGCUUGUAAAAUAACUGUUCAUGCCGGAUGCAUUACCAUUUUAAGUGAUAAAAUGAAGUUUCAGUGUAAGCCAACAUUCAGAGAUGUCGGCAUCAGACAAUAUCGAGAGCAAACUGUGAUUCAGCACCACUGGGUACAUAGGCGCUACGAGAAAGGGAAGUGCCAACAGUGUAGCAAGUCCUUUCAGUCAAAACUCUCAUUUGGUAGCAAGGAGAUAGUGGCCAUCAGCUGCACGUGGUGCAAGACAGCCUACCACAACAGGGAGUCGUGUUUCAGUAUGCAAAGGAUCGGCGAGCAGUGCUGCCUGGGCACGCACAUGGACAUCAUCGUGCCGCCAUCGUGGAUCGUCAAGUUGCCCCGGAAAGGAUCCUUCAAGUCCUCCAUACGGAGGUCGCCAAAAAAGCGGGCGUCGACAAAAAAGAAGUCUCGCAAAGAGGGAUGCGGAGACAAGGACACACAGCGAGCGUUUGCCAUCAAGCCUAUCCCGUGUGCGUCGAGCAAGCCCCUGCUGGUGUUCAUUAACCCGCGGAGUGGGGGUAACCAGGGGUCCAAGAUGAUGCAGAAGUUCCAGUGGCUUCUAAACCCACGCCAGGUGUUUGACCUCUCCGAAGGAGGUCCCAGACAGGGUCUCGAACUGUACCGCAAAGUGAACAACCUGCGAAUACUGGCCUGCGGGGGCGACGGAACGGCGGGCUGGAUCCUGUCCGUGAUCGACGAGAUCGGCAUCGUGCCCCCGCCGCCGGUCGCGGUGCUACCCCUUGGAACGGGCAACGACCUCGCUCGUGCACUCGGCUGGGGAGGGGGUUACACUGACGAGCCCAUAUCAAAGAUACUCCAAGAUGUUCAAAACGGGGACAUUGUCCAGCUGGACAGGUGGGACCUAAUUGUAAAUAGAAACCCAGAGGUGGACAUCUCUCAGUGCGAAGAAGGCAAGGAGACUGUGCCUUUAAAUGUUGUGAAUAAUUAUUUCUCUAUCGGCGUGGACGCCCACAUUGCCUUGGAGUUUCACGAAGCACGCGAAGCUCACCCGGAGCGGUUCAACAGCAGGCUAAAGAACAAAAUGUUUUACGGCCAAGCAGGAGGCAAGGAUCUCCUCCAGCGAAAGUGGAAGGACCUUUGCAGCUACGUCACACUGGAGUGCGAUGGCCAAGAUUACACGGGGAAGUUACGAGAGCACAAAGUACACUCCAUUCUCUUCUUGAACAUUCCCAGUUACGGCGGUGGCACAAGACCCUGGGGUAACCCGGGGACAGCAUUCGAAAUGCCACAGACUGAUGACGGCCUCAUUGAAGUGAUAGGCCUCACGAUAUACCAAAUGCCUUUCCUCCAGGCGGGUGGCCACGGCACUUGCCUUUGCCAGUGUCGAAGCGCUCGCGUCGUGACGAGCAAGACCAUCCCGGUGCAGGUGGACGGGGAGCCCUGCCGCCUACUGCCUUCGCUCAUCGAGCUGCACAUGCGCAACAAGGCCUGCAUGGUGGCCAAGGCCAAGAUUCACAACCAAGUGCCAAGCCAGUUACCACUGGAAAAGCUUACCAUCGCCAUCCGAAAGUUGAACAUGGCUGAUUACGAGAAUUAUCACUAUGACAAGGAGAAGCUACGAAGCCUAUCCAUACCGAUUGGAACGUUGACUGUGAACCCUGACACUGAUCUCGAGAACGUCAGGUUGAUGAUCAACCAGCUGUGUUCGAUGGAAGGUCCAGAUGCGCAGAAUCUGUCACCUUCCAAGAGGUUCUCACCUGACUGGUGCUUUCUGGACUCCUGUACAGCAGAGAGGUUCUUUCGAAUUGACCGAGCUCAGGAGCAGCUACACUACGUCGUCGACAUAAGUCAGGACGGCGUGUACAUCCUCGACCCGGAGCAGUCGCCAAUCGUACCGGAGCCCCCGCCACCGCCACUGUCGUCACCCACGACGGAGGAUAUUGGUGGCCUGGAAAGUUCGUCCGCAUUGAAGGAGAGCGCAGAGAGCUUAGCAGCUGUAGCUGCUGCCACGGUUGCAGCCGCAGCCGCAGCCGAAGCCAUAACGAAAGAGCCGGCUCCUACGUGGAGUGCUCCUUCUCCUAACAUCGAGGACAACAAGAUGCAAAAAGUUGAGGCUGGAGAACAGUCACAGCCAACUUCAUCCCUAGAAUUAAUUGCGGCUGCCAAAACAGGAGAUCUCUUAAGGCUAAGGCAGCUUUGUGACAGUGGUCACAGCCUGCUGUCAACGGACGACAGCGGGAUGACGGCGCUGCACCACGCCGCUCGCUAUGGACAGAAGGACGUCGUCAGGUACAUUGUCGCCAGCGCACCGCCAACGAUUUUGGACAUUGCGGACAAAGACAGGGGACAGACGGCUCUUCACAAGGCUGCAGCGUACAAGCGGCGAACUAUCUGUUGCAUGCUCGUAGCAGCCGGAGCAUCGCUGUCCAAGGUGGACUGCCAGGGACAGACAGCGAAGCAACUAGCUGCCAGAGCCGGCGAUGAGGACUUGGCAGCAUACCUGGAAAGCCAGGAGCACUUCGAGAGGCUCGUGCAGGAUCGGGAGACGGCCGUCUGACAGCAGCUGAACGCUGGCGCCCUCCCUCUAAGCGACAAGGGCCUCAGCUUUUUCCUUCCUUGGCCGUUCCUGUGGAACCACAACCCCAUGAGACUCCGUUGAGCAAGCCAAGCGAAGGCUUCAGCCAAUCCACAUCAUCGUUCUUACGUGAGAUAGAGCAGGAUACACAGGCGGGGCCAUACGAGCCUUUCUCGCUCGGCUGAUGUCGCCGCACUUGUCAGUACGAGCCAAGUUGCGACCAUCUUUUCGCUUAGUGCAAUGACAUGUGGAGCUUAGAGAAAGAUGGUACAGGCCUGAGGAGCAGAGAACGCUGGGGUCGCGGAGCAGUUGUAUCGACAUGUCAAAACGGAACGUUUAAAAUAGUUUGCUCUGGCCAGUACGCACGCUUCUUCACAAUACAGGAACUUCCACCCAUACAACUGGGUCGGGUUCAGGCUGUAGCGUGGUGAUUCGUAAUGUGUAGCCACAUUGACCAUCUCAUUCGUUCUGUAGCGUCAGACACCAGCAAUGGUUGCGUGUUUGCGUUUUGCCGCUCUGGAGUGCUUGCAUUUCAAUCUGACCGUGCAGUCUACUUGCCAUUGAUGCGGCAGUGAGAAGAAGGCACUUCAGAUCUUGCGGUAUGUUUGCACGCUAGUUUUCCUCACUUCAAUAAUAAUAUCCAAGAUUGUUUUUAAGCCUCAUUGGGGGGCGACUUUGUAUAACACCUUGGAGAUCCUUUUUCGAACCGCAGUCGUUGCAUGCGUUGUUUCCCGGUGAGCUUUCUCGACAUUCAGGAGCACUGACGAUAUCUUGUGCUCGCGUUCAUAAGGCACAUUUGUUUGAUUUCAGCUCCUAUACAUGAAGCGAGAGCCUCAGUUUUCUGGUUGUCUUAUUUGUUCUUGAGCAGCUAGGUUGGCAGCUCAUUGCUAUGACGGCUUCCUUGUUUUGGCAGCUACCCAAGAGCUUAGAUAUUUGGUGCUUUUAAACACUGAGCUCUCUUGAGCACAAUAGGCACUGAGAAGCCCGGUUCAUUAAGUAUUCAGGAUACAUUGUAUCCAACUUUUCCCGCAAGCCGGUACAUUUAGGCAACAGCUUUGGCACUUUUAUCUCGAGACACGUGUGAAAAUCCUUGUUAGAGUUUGCAUGCUUCGAAAACGUGGCACCCGUUUUCACACAGGGUUGUGUGUUUUUCACUGCGUUUUGGUCUCGCAAUGAGCACGUGAAAAGACUAAAUUGUACGUCUCUGAACAUGUAUUGCGCACUUCUUUAACGGUUGCACACCAAUUUUUUUUACUUCUUUAUGCAAGUCUCGAUAAAACAUCUCGAUCGUACCAUUUUACGACUCUUACGCUUUAGGGUUUUCAAGUUUCUCUCAACUUCUCCGAGUUUCACCAUGCCAGUCCUGAAGUUUCCAAUUUAGCUAACACUUUGUUGAGCGGGCCGGCGCCACACAAAUGAAGACGCUCAGUUCACCGUCUGGAAAAGCAAAUUUUCGCUUCAAGGCUGUUCCCAAUGCCUCCUCGGGUUGAAAUCCGUUAACAGUGGCGGGUGGACGCACCAAAGCCUUCUCAUCGUUCCUGCACCAGAUCUUUUUGACAACUUUGGCCUUAAGCGUCACCAACGUGCUCCCUCCAGCGUGGUGGUAGCGUGGGAGGUGACCCAGGCAUCGCCGGCGUCACCUUCGGGCAAGAGACGAAACCUCGAGUGGUCCCUUUGCGGAACAGCUUCCCCCCCUUUCACCGAGAGGCUGGUAGGGUGCGAGGGGUGGGGAGGCAGUAGUUUCAUUGAAACGUGCUACGCUAAUACAAAGCUUGCAUUACGCUGUACAAUUUUGUAUAUUUAGCCCUUGUACCAUAGUUGCACUACUGAAGUAGAGCUAGUUGUUUUGACUGCCCCCUCGGAGGAUGAGAGAGAAGAAAAAAAAAAGACGCAUUUGUAUCUUUAAGACACGUGUUUGAACUUUCGAGCAGUGCACCGUAUCUUUAGUUUCCCAAUCCCCGCAGAAACGGCUUGAGGAGGACCAAGGCAUUUUCUUCUAGGCUAAAUAGCCUCAGCCUAGCGUCACUGUGGUAGUGCCCCUUCCAUAGGCAUUCUUUUCGUCUCCGGUCUGGUUGUAAGGCAUUGAGUGUGAGCUCCCUGUUGCCAGUAGAAGUAUGAAUGCACACUUGCUUGUCGCAUGUCUGAGGAUGACAGAUUCUUGCGAGGGCACAGAUUUCGACACACAUGUUGCAGCUUAUCAGUGGCAGCUUGCUUUAAAACAGUUGCGGAUAAACCUACAUAUAACAAAUUUGUGGUUUUAAUGAAUUAUUCAUUAUAACGAGGUUUCGGUUAUAACGAAGUGUAGGUUGUUACAAAAGGAGGCAAGAACAGUCGUGUAAUUUAUACAGUGUUAUAAAUGUGUGUUUUUAUUCUUGGAUGUAACAGAAGUUGAUUUAGCGUCUGAUAGAUUUGGCUAUACUGAGGUUUGGCUGUAAGCGUUUGCAGCUUGUUUUAUGAUGGUGUUGCGACUGUCGUAUUCUCUCUGUGUUUGUGGUAUUCUCUCUUUGUUGUCUUGCUCACCAGAGUGUUUGCUGCAUUG